AUGGGUUGCACCGAGGAGAGGAAGGUGUUAUAUGCUACUUAUAUGCUGACAGGGGAUGCAGAGAUGUGGUGGCACGGAGCUCGUGCUAUGCUGGAGGCCCGAGGUGAAGUCAUCACUUGGGCUGUAUUUAGAAGUAGUUUUCUGGGUAAGUUUUUCCCUUCUCAUGUUCGUGCUCCCAAAGAGUGGGAGUUUCUAAACUUGGUGCAAGGAAACUCAUCAGUCUAUGAGUAUGCAAUACAGUUUGAGCGGCUUUACAGAUUUUAUUCUCACCCGACCUCAGAGGAGUGGAGAUGUCAGAGGUUUUCAGACGGGUUGAGAACUGACAUAAAGAGGAUUUUAAUCCCACUUAAGAUCACAGAAUUUGCUGACUUGGUGGAUCAAGCCACCAUUAUAGAGAGUCUUAAUGCAGAGGAUGUUGGUGGAGUUGGGAAGGCUCCAUCUAGUAGAGCUGCUAGUAGCUAUGGUAAUGGAAGUAUGGGUGCUAAGAAGGGCCCUACAGUCGGUCGCUACGCCAACAACAAUCUCGACCAUCUCAUUCGAGAGGAUCGGCAGCAUCAGCCCCAAUGUGGUGGGCCACACUACCUGAGCCAGUGCCCACAGACUGAUGUUAGAGUUUGCUUCUCAUGCCAGCAGCCAGGGCAUCUUGCUAGGGACUGUCCUGCGCCUAGUAGGGCAGUUUCGUCUUUUGCUAGCGCCUUGCACGCUAUGAGACCUAAAGCGACUAGAGCUCCGACGAGAAUUAGAUCGAGAGCAGAGGGACGUGUAUUCAUUACUUCUGCAUCAGAGGCAGCCCAGGCGACAGAUCUCGUUCAGGGGACAGCGGUAGUGGCAGAGGAUAUUCCUGGAAUACCUCCACGUAGAGAGGUGAAGAUUUCUAUAGAUUUGAUUCCUGGAGCUAAGCCAGUGUCUGUAGCACCUUACAGAAUGGCGCCGAAAGAGUUGAUGGAGCUUAAGGAGCAGAUUGAGGAUCUAAUGCGGAAACAGAUGAUUAGGCCGAGUGUACACCUCCGGGAGCACCAGUUCUCUUAG
Abrus precatorius (Indian licorice) is the source of this 1029-nucleotide messenger RNA. RefSeq lists its product as uncharacterized. Gene Ontology annotation, molecular function: zinc ion binding; nucleic acid binding. Bases 1 to 1029 code for a protein of 342 amino acids. The transcript is spliced from 3 exons. NCBI's taxonomy places the organism in Eukaryota, Viridiplantae, Streptophyta, Magnoliopsida, Fabales, Fabaceae. The record is from RefSeq and is a predicted model, not a curated record.